Molecule: messenger RNA, 1604 nt
Organism: Zingiber officinale
Lineage: Eukaryota; Viridiplantae; Streptophyta; Magnoliopsida; Zingiberales; Zingiberaceae
Product: chorismate synthase 1, chloroplastic-like
Exons: 13
Coding region: 118-1449 (443 amino acids)
Biological process (GO): aromatic amino acid biosynthetic process; chorismate biosynthetic process
Cellular component (GO): cytosol
Molecular function (GO): chorismate synthase activity; FMN binding
Source: RefSeq, a predicted model, not a curated record
UGCGGUUGGUGGGAGAGGCGGUAGGUAGGUCUUCUUCCGUUCAAUAAAUCCCCAGUUCAUAUCUCCGAUCCGAUCCGAUCCGAUUCAGAGCGACCGCGAGAAGCGAUCGAUCGAGCGAUGGCUUCCUCGGAUUCCUUCGUCGUCGGGUUAAAGCGCGCCGAUGACGUUUGCGGCAUCGGCCUCCGACAAGUCUCCGGCCUCCGCCGUCCUUUCUCCUCCUCCGCCGCCACCCAAAUUUCCAUUCGCCGCCGGAGUUACCUCACUCACAAGAGGCUCGAGGUACGAGCUGGCGGAGAUAAAUUUGGAAAGCACUUUGAAGUUUCAACCUAUGGCGAAUCUCAUGGAGGAGGUGUUGGUUGCGUUAUUAGUGGAUGCCCCCCAAGGAUUCCUCUCUCUGAGGAGGAUUUGCAAUUUGAACUUGAUAGAAGGAGACCAGGUCAAAGCAGGAUAACCACUCCGAGAAAAGAAACUGAUACUUGUCGUAUUCUCUCAGGAAUAUAUGAUGGAAUGACAACUGGGACUUCAAUUUGUAUAUCUGUCCCAAAUACAGAUCAAAGAGGACAUGAUUAUAGUGAAAUGUCAUUAGCAUAUAGGCCUUCUCAUGCGGAUGCAACAUAUGACUUCAAAUAUGGUUUGAGAGCGAUACAGGGAGGUGGCAGAUCAUCAGCAAGAGAGACUAUUGGUAGGGUUGCUGCAGGAGCUAUUGCAAAGAAGAUUCUUAAGAUGUAUGCAGGAACUGAGAUUUUGGCAUAUGUUUCUCAAGUUCAUAAAGUUGUGCUUCCUGAAGGUGUUGUUGAUCAUGAGACAGUGACCCUUGAUCAAAUUGAGAGUAACAUCGUCAGAUGUCCGGAUCCAGAUUAUGCUCAAAAGAUGAUUGAAGCCAUCGAUGAAGUUCGAGUUAAGGGAGACUCUGUUGGAGGCAUAGUGACAUGCAUUGCUCGAAAUGUUCCACGAGGGCUUGGAUGUCCAGUCUUUGAUAAAUUGGAAGCUGAUUUGGCAAAAGCUAUGUUGUCUCUCCCUGCAACGAAGGGAUUUGAAAUUGGCAGUGGUUUUGCAGGAACUUUCUUGACUGGAAGUGAGCAUAAUGAUGAGUUCUUCAUGGAUGAGCAUGGCAAUAUGCGGACACGAACAAACCGGUCUGGGGGUGUACAGGGAGGAAUAUCAAAUGGAGAAACCAUUUACUUGAGAAUAGCUUUUAAACCAACUUCUACUAUUGCGAAAAAGCAGCAAACAGUGACAAGAGAUCGACAUGAAACUGAGCUUAUCGCAAGAGGGCGCCAUGACCCUUGUGUGGUGCCUCGAGCGGUUCCAAUGGUGGAAGCGAUGGCAGCUUUGGUGCUGUUGGAUCAACUGAUGGCGCAAACAUCACAAUGCGGAUUGUUUCCUGCCAAUGCUGCUCUUCAGCAACAAAUUGUUCAAGAUCCAAAUGGAUCUCUGGUCACUCCAUAGAAAUUGAGUUCAUUCCAUUUCCUUCGAUUUCCAGUUCAAAAUGGUGGCAAUAAAUGUUGUUGCAACGAUUGCAGAUGUGUCCUCUACUGUUGUAGAUGCAACAAGGCACUUGUAUGAUGCAACUUCUAUUAAUAUAUUUUUAGUGUUACAUAAAA